Molecule: messenger RNA, 973 nt
Organism: Nymphalis io (European peacock)
Lineage: Eukaryota; Metazoa; Arthropoda; Insecta; Lepidoptera; Nymphalidae
Gene: Membrin
Product: probable Golgi SNAP receptor complex member 2
Exons: 4
Coding region: 177-803 (208 amino acids)
Biological process (GO): vesicle-mediated transport; vesicle fusion
Cellular component (GO): ER to Golgi transport vesicle membrane; SNARE complex; endoplasmic reticulum membrane
Molecular function (GO): SNARE binding; SNAP receptor activity
Source: RefSeq, a predicted model, not a curated record
AUGACAGUGAAUGUGAGAUUGAUAAACAUUCAAAUGUCUAGUUUUAUCUAAAACUCAAUUACAAUCCAAUUGAAAAAAAACUUGUCUUAUAAUAUAAUUAAGUUAAAAUUGAAUUAUUUUUAAAAAGGAAGUUAGAGAGAGUGGUAUGGUUAUAAAGUUUUUGACCGGCCUAAGAAAUGGAAACUUUGUACCACCAAACGAGUCAAUUAAUACAGGAAACUUCUGUAUUGUUUCACAAAUUAGAAUUCGAACCAGAUGGGGAGAGAAUCGAGAAUGAUAUUCAGUCAAAAAUCAAUGCUAUUAGUGCAAACUGUGAAAAAUUAGAUAUUUUGGUCUUCAAAACUCCUAUUAAUCAAAGACCGAUGGCUAAAAUGAGAGUUGAUCAGCUCAAAUAUGACAAUAAACAUAUACAGGCAUCAUUGAUUAAUGCCCAGAAUAAAAGACGUAGGCGUGAGCAGGAAAAGGCAGAGAGAGAAGAGUUAGUGAGUAGAAGGUUCGGCCAUGAUCACACGGCUAUAACGGUUGAUUACUUGGCUCAGGAACAAAAUUCUUUGCAGCAUUCACAUAGAAAUGUUGACGAAAUGUUACACACAGGUUCAAAUAUUUUGGAGACAUUGAGAUAUAAUCGCGAAACACUGAAGGGUGCGCAUCGUAGGUUAAUAGACUUGGCCAAUACGCUGGGGCUCUCCAAUGCAACGAUAUCUCUAAUAGAACGAAGAGUGUCUCAGGAUAAAUACGUACUAUUUGGUGGAAUGUUCGUCACAUUGGCAGUGAUUGUACUUGUGAUCAUAUAUUUUGUAUAAUUCGUAUAAAUAUACAUAUAUAAUAAAAUACAUAUGUAACAGUAACCGUACAGCGGUUUCUAUGGCAACAUAGCGAUACAAGAAUUUGGAAGAUACAAGUAUUUAUACUGUAUGUAAGUGUUUAUGCUUUUUGAGAAGGAAAUAUUAAAAUAUACGUUUCUCUAUUAUUA